Galeopterus variegatus (Sunda flying lemur) is the source of this 2412-nucleotide messenger RNA. It is a transcript of the gene GAREM2, whose product is annotated as GRB2 associated, regulator of MAPK1-like. NCBI's taxonomy places the organism in Eukaryota, Metazoa, Chordata, Mammalia, Dermoptera, Cynocephalidae. The coding region runs from base 1 to 1002 and encodes 333 amino acids. The transcript has 5 exons. The record is from RefSeq and is a predicted model, not a curated record.
AUGGAAGCCAUUACCUUCAGUGUCAAGGUGGUGUCGGGCGAGUUCAGCGAGGAUAGCGAGGUGUACAACUUCACGCUGCACGCGGGCGACGAGCUCACGCUCAUGGGCCAGGCGGAGAUUCUGUGCGCCAAGACCACCAAGGAGCGCUCGCGCUUCACCACGCUCCUGCGCAAGCUGGGCCGGGCGGGGGCGCUGGCCGGCGUGAAGGAAGAGUGCCGCCUGCUCAACGCCCCGCCCGUGCCUCCCCGCGGUGGCAGUGGCAGCAGCAGGCUCUCAGGCAGCCCCCCUGUGCCCCCUCGCUUCCCCAAGCUGCAGCCUGUCCACUCGCCCAGCUCCAGCCUCUCCUACUACUCUUCGGGCCUCCAGGAUGGGGCGGGUUCCCGCAGUGCCAGUGGCUCCCCGUCACCAGAUGCCUACUCCCUCUAUUGCUACCCAUGCACCUGGGGAGACUGCAAGGAACCAGCCCUGGAGCCCUUUGACCCCUUUGAGCUGGGGCAGGGCAGUUCUCCAGAGCCCGAGCUGUUGCGCUGUCAGGAGCCCAGAGCUGUGGAGGCACCUGGGCCUGGACCCUGCCUUUCGCCACUUGGUCCUCCCAAAGUCUUUGACCCUGAAGGUUUGGUGCUGAGGCAGGUCCCUACCCCAUUGUCACCAGCUGCCCUGCAGGGGCCUGAGGCAGGAGGAACACGAUUUUUUCUCACCCAAGGGCGCCUGGAAGGCCCUCCUGCCAGUCCCCGGGAUGGAGCUACAAGCUCCGGGGGCCGGGAUGCCACCCCCUGGCAGCCCCCCGCUGACCUGUCUGCGCUCUCUCUGGAGGAGGUCUCUUGCAGUCUGCGUUUCAUCGGGCUCUCAGAGGAUGUGGUGAGCUUCUUUGCCCGAGAACGCAUCGAUGGUAGCAUCUUUGUGCAGCUCAGUGAGGACAUACUGGCAGAUGAUUUCCACCUCACCAAGCUGCAGGUCAAGAAGAUCAUGCAGUUCAUCAAAGGUUGGCGGCCCAAGAUCUGAACUGGCCAGCCUGAAGCUGCACACCUAGAGUGCUGGCACAGAAGCCCUGGGGACCAGCCUUGGGUCUGCCAGGGAACAGCACUCCCAGAGAAGCACUACUCCCUCCAGGGAGAAUCUACACCAAGACUGAGACUGCUCGGGAGCCACUCAGAGUGAAUCCAGGGAGGCGCACUUGGAGAUGGGAUCCUCUGGGCUCCGAGCCCUGCGUGGGGACCUCUUGUCUUUGAGUGUGCAGAAUUCGUGGGGAGUGUGCUAGAGGCUUCACUGUGCACAUGGACCUGGUGCGGCAUUUGCUGUCAUUCCCAUGGAGGGUGGGUGUCAAAAGCUGGUCUUCAUGGUGACCUAACACCUUCCCAUGCCCUGCUGCAGACGUCUUGCACUUCUCAAGCUUGUAGGUUGAGGUUAGAGACAAGGGAAAAUAAGGCCCAUAACUUAAGCACAAAUUCCCCAAGUGCCCUCUCUCCUUUGUGCUCUGUGGGCUCUUGACCUAAAACUGCCCCAGAGUCACAGGGGCCGACCCUCUGGGAUGCCCUGCCUUUACCCCCUUGCUGCACUGUGCUUUUGGUGCCUUGCCCUGAGCACGGGUGAAUCAGGUACAAGCCUGUGCCACAGCACCUGAGCGCCACCUCUGGGUUCUGCUUCAUGGGUGCCGACUUGGGGAGAGCACAGCUCUGCUAUUGACCUGCUUAUCCAGUUAGGGAGGCAGAUGCUUUCCCGAUGUUUCUAGCACACUGGCUUCUGCUCUGACCUAAUACAACUAGUCAUUUAUCCCAUCAGGUAGGGCUCAGUCUCCUGACUGACUCCAUGGAAGAGCACGUAGACUUAGGUCAGCUGCUCCUUGAUUCUACAAGCAAGCUGUGGUCUGUCACCCCCACUUCCACCAGUCUCCUUCCCCCAUUGUUUGAUGAGCACAUAGUGUCCUUCCUUGGUUUUCUGUCACUGGCACAGGAGGGUACAGUUGGGAGAGAGAGCAUGGUGGCUUGGAAAGACCUACCUUUCCCCUCCCCCUGGAGCUCAGGCCUCCUGCACUUGUUCACAUGCUUCAGAGCAGAUCUUUGUGCCCUUGAAUUUUGAGCAUGUGUACAUCCACCCACCCACAAACACCACCACCACAGUACUCCUCCUCACGCCCACUAGUGUCAGGGCCCCAGAGGUGUCAGCCUUCUCUUCUGCCUUACCUAGAUGACCUAGAUAUUUAUUUCCUUCAUUUUUUGUUUUUUAAUCUUAUGAGUAGUUAAGCCAGGCUGGCACCCACACCCCAAGCAGGCUGCCUCAGCUCUGAGAAGGGAAGUCAGAGAGUAGAACACAGAAACUGGGAUGCUGAGACACUUGGUUUUCUUGCAAAACAUCUAAUGAAUCCUCAAGGACUAGUGAAAUAAAUGCUAGACCACUGAAGAAGUACAAGUGGAA